Molecule: messenger RNA, 1131 nt
Organism: Symbiodinium sp. CCMP2592
Lineage: Eukaryota; Dinophyceae; Suessiales; Symbiodiniaceae
Source: the annotation of a GenBank genome assembly
AUGGCCAAGCUUGAGGCAGAGAUUGAGUCUCUCGGGGCGACUUUGGACCUGAGCUAUGGUCGAGAGCAUUCCGCCUUCAACAUGACCAUGUUCAAGGGAGACAUUGCGCAGGGCGUCGACAUUCUGGCAGACAUGGUCACUGCUCCCGCCCUGGGCAACCUGGCGAAGGAGAAGCAGGGGAUCCUGCGCAAGCUCGAGGAAGCAGAGCAGCCAACUCGCCAAGUUAUUGAUGACAGGCUUCAUGCGUGUGCCUUCCGCGACUACUCUCUGGGAUUCUCCACGGUUGGGCCGUUUGAAGGCAUUGAGACGCUGUCUCAGGAGCAGCUGAAAAAGCACCAUGAGACCAACUUCACAGCGGACAAAAUGGUUCUUGCAGCUUCUGGCGCCGUGAAGCACGAGGAGCUUGUCAAGCUGGCCGAGAAAGCUCUCGGCGGUGUCAAGGCUGCCCCUGCCCGGGUGUACACCACCAAGCCUUACUUCUGUGGUGCACAGCUCCUCUACCGCAACGAUGAGAUGGGACCCCUGGCCUACAUCUCGACUGGUUGGGAGGCGGUUCCUUGGAAGAGUCCAGAUGCCGUCACUUUCAUGGUGAUGCAAGCGAUUAUUGGCACCUAUAAGAAGAACGCUGGGCUGGUUCCUGGCAGCAUUUCCGGAAACCGCGUCACGAAUUCCGUGGCCAACAAGAUGGGCGUGGGUUGCGCCGAGGAGUAUGAGGCCUUCAUGCACUUCUACAAAGACACCGGCGUGUUCGGCUGGUACAUCGUCUGCGAUGAGGUCGCUGUAGAGCAUGCCAUCGGCGAGCUGAUGUUCGGCUUCAACUUGCUGUCCUUCUCCGUGACUGAUGAGGAGGUGGAACGAGCAAAGCGAGAACUCAAAGCCACCCUGGUCAACGGCUCUGGCAGCACUCGGGACAGCUGCAACCAGGUGGGCAAGGAAGUCUUGGCCUACGGUCGGGGUGUUCCCCCUGCAGAGAUGAUGCUCCGAAUCGAUGCUGUCGAUGCUGAGGAGGUCAAGCGAGUCGCGUACAAGUACCUGAACGAUCAGGAGAUCUCCGUGACGGCCCUCGGCCCACUGCACGGGAUGCCAGAGCUCUACAUCAUGCGCCAGGCUACCGGGAUGGUUCGUUAUUAG